CACAGCUCGCUUCCGUGCUGCUGUCAGAGGCCAAAGUGAGGUUAUGUAAAAUGUUACCAAAAUGAUAGAUCAACAAAUUCUAGCAAAAUACAGAAAAGAUGUAGACCAAAUUCGAAAAAGUGCCAAAUCCUUGGGCCUAAACGACAAAGAAGUAAACGAGAUAUUCAAAGAAUCACUGCGAGACCUAAGGAACGAAAUACACGGCUCAAAUCAGACUAGUAAACAAAGGACCAAAGCUCAAAAAUGUAUCCGUACUUUUAUAUUUAUUUCUAUUUUAUAUAUGAUAUUUAUAACUUUUAUUUAUGUUUUACUGCGUGUUCAUCAACCUACUUACAGUAUUGUAUUGCGGAAUGUACAGGGCUUGACACACCCUGUAUUAAAGUUUGUUAGAAUGUUAGCUGUACCUGUUAUAAAACUGUUCCCAUCUUUAACUGAUUUAUAUGAGGAGAGCUGCCUGAUUGAAAAUCCUUACUUUUAUGUAUCUGAAAUGGAAUGUUGGCCAUGUGAAAAUGUCAAUACUGUGGUUGACAUCACUGAAAAUAAGGAGCUUUUCAAGUCUGGUGCUGGAACACCGUUUGUUGCCAAAGUAAUUAAAAAAAUAUUUCAGCAUGAUUGCAACAAAAGAGAAAGUUCAGACAGAUGUGCACUCAAAAUGACCAUUCGCAUUUUUUUUUAA
Acanthoscelides obtectus is the source of this 676-nucleotide messenger RNA. NCBI's taxonomy places the organism in Eukaryota, Metazoa, Arthropoda, Insecta, Coleoptera, Chrysomelidae. The record is from the annotation of a GenBank genome assembly.